CUCGGGCUCCUGACCCCGGCAGACCCGGUGGGUGGGAGCAAGGGGACACGGCCCGGAGCCCAGGGCCAGCGGAGGAAGGAGUAAAAGGGCAGAGUCGAAGGAGGGGGCCCGCCCUGACGGACAGCCCUGCGGACCACCCUACCAAGGGUGGGUCCUGAAAGAAGGCCGACGCAGCCAAUGGACGUGCCCGACGCACCUCGGCCCGCCUCCUCCACCAGCCAAUGAGCGCGCGGAGAGCGGGGCCUCCCCAGGCCCGGCCGCGCCGCAGCCGCCGCCUCCUCUUCCUCUUCCUCAGCGCUAAAGCCGGGACUGGACCGAGCGGAGUUGUGCGUGUCGCCGAAGGGGGUUGGGUCGGGUGAGGGGAGGUUCGUUCCGCGGAGUCGCAGCCAGAACCGGGAGCAAGAAUCACUUUCAAGCCAGUCUAGUGAGGAUUUGGCAGAAAUUAAGGGAAACAUUUCGAUUGUUCUUUGGCAUGGAUAAAUGUUCAGUGGGAGGAUUAGAAUUGACUGAACAGACUCCUGCUUUAUUAGGGAGAACAGCUAUGACAUCUAGUCUCAUGAAAAUAGGAGAUUCAUUUGGUGAUCCAACUAGUCUUUUAGUCAAUAGAUCUAGCAACUCAUCAGUGGAAGAUGAUGAUGAUGAUGUUGUGUUUAUUGAAUCUAUACAACCUCCUUCAGUUUCUGCUCCUGCGACAGCUGAUCAAAGAAAUUUUAUAUUUGCGUCAUCAAAAAAUGAAAAGCCACAAGGAAGGUAUUCCGUAAUUCUUCCUUCUUCAGGAGAUUUGGCUUCUCAGAAGGGAAAUAGAAGUGAGACAAUUGUUAUUGAUGAUGAAGAAGAGAUAGAAACAAAUGGAGGGGAGGAGAAAAAUUCUUCUAGUUUUACUGAAUGGGGACUUCCUGGAACUAAAAACAGAACCAAAGAUUUGGAUUUCUCCACUUCCAGUCAUUCAAGAAGUAAGACCAAGACUGGAGUAAGGCCUUUUAAUCCUGGUAGAGUGAAUGUGGCAGGAGAUGUAUUUCAGAAUGGAGGAUUUGCAACUCAUAGUCCUGAUUCUUGGAUCUCCCAGUCAGCUUCAUUUCCCCGUAAUCAGAAGCAGCCAGGGGUGCAUUCUUUAUCACCAGUGGCCUCGCUUCCUAAACAGAAUUUCCAGCCUUCAGCCCAACAGCAACUUACUAAACCAGCUAAGAUCACUUGUGCAUAUUGCAGAAAACCUUUACAGAAGGGACAGACAGCUUAUCAACGAAAAGGAUCAGCUCACCUUUUUUGUUCUACCACCUGCCUUUCUUCCUUCUCUCAUAAACGUACUCGAAAGACACGAAGUGUAACAUGUAAAAAAAAUGCAGCUACAAAGAAGGCUACAGUUGUUCCUCUGGUGGAAUCAAGCAAAUCCUUCCCAGAAUUUUAUAGUACAUCUUGUCUGUCUCCCUGUGAAGACAACCAGAAUCUUAAAAAAGGAGUUUUUAAUAAAUCAAGAUGUACAAUCUGUAGUAAAUUAACAGAGAUUCGCCACGAAGUCAGUGUAAAUAAUGUAACACAUAAACUGUGCAGUAACCAUUGCUUUAAUAAGUACAGAUUGGCCAAUGGUCUAACAAUGAACUGCUGUGAACAGUGUGGAGAGUACAUGCCCAGUAAAAGUACUGGAAACAACAUCCUGAUGAUUGGAGGCCAGGAGAAGAGAUUUUGCUGCCAAAGUUGUGUUAACAGAUAUAAACAGAUGAUGGAAACAAAAUCAAAAAAAUUAUCAGCAUCAGAAAAUAGAAAAAGAAAUGCUGUUAGAGAAGAAAAUGAAAGACAAUUAUAUGGAUCAUCAGGUACACUUUUGGAAAAAUUAGAAGGACUACCAGAAAAAAAAGGAAAGACUUCAGAGCUACAGAUUUCAGCAGAGUGUAGCACGGAUACAUUACUGAUUGAGCAGAAUGUGAGUUUACCACCUUCUUCCCCAUCAACCAUAUCUGAUACAUUUCAAGAGCAACUGGAAGAGAAAAAAUCAGAAGACUCCAUUAUACCAGUUGUGCUUUCUACAGAUCCAGGUACAUGGCCCCGAAUUUUGAAUAUUAAACAACGGGACACUCUUGUUGAAAAUGAUCCACCUCAAGUAAGAAAUUUUAACUUUCCAAAAGACAAUACAGGGAGGAAGUUUUCAGAAACUUAUUAUACACGAAUUUUUCCAAAUGGUGAAAAAACCACUAGAUCCUGGUUACUUUAUUCAACCUCAAAAGAUUCUGUGUUUUGUCUAUAUUGCAAACUCUUUGGAGAAGGAAAAAAUCAACUUAAAAAUGAGAAUGGGUGCAAAGAUUGGCAGCAUUUAUCACAUAUUCUUAGUAAACAUGAAGAAAGUGAAAUGCACAUCAACAAUAGUGUUAAGUAUUCAAAAUUAAAAUCUGAUCUGAAAAAAAAUAAAACUGUAGAAGCUACAGAACACAGAUUAUAUAAAGAUGAUGAGAAAAAUGAUGGUGUGCUGCUCUUGUACACAUAAUAUAUAUGAGGUUUGGUUUUUGACAUGACAGGGUCUUAUAUUACUCAGAAAAAGUGUACCAUAAUAGUCAAUACCAUUGUGUUGUAAGGUUCCUAUACAAAGUAACUUGCAACAGUUCAUUAGCAAUAAGUAUAAUAGCAAAUAAAUAAUAAAGAAUAUUUUUAUUCCAAAUCUAAAACUAAUUGGAUUCUGUAGUCAAUGCAAAUUUUAAUAAAGGCAAUUUUUAAUUUUCUCUGUCUAUAAAUUUACACCUUUUUAAAAUUGGCAUUUGAGGACUGCCAUUUGACAGGUCUGGUUAAUAUUCUGAUUAUCUAGUAAGAAGAAAGACAGACUUGAAUUUAUCUGUACCAAAUUUGAAUAAGAUAUUUAUGUGAACAAGCAUUCUCAACAUAAUUAAAGUAAAAACACUGAAAUAGUUUACAGAAUGGGAUCUGAAAUUACAGCUUUUUGCUAUUAAACCAAAUACUUGUGAUUUAUUUCUUUUGAGCAAUACAUUUUUCUUUUUAUUUGAGCAAAAUAGCAUUAUUUGUUAUAUUAAAUAAAGGUGGUCAAUUUACAUUUUAUUGUUUUUCUUGUUUUAAUUUAACUUAUAAAUGUUCUAGCUUUUGUUGUAUGAGAACUAUAAGCAUAAAGAAUAUAUACCUAUUUUUUAAAUUGGUGCAAAUAUUA
This is a messenger RNA of Lemur catta (Ring-tailed lemur), 3145 nucleotides long. RefSeq names its product zinc finger MYM-type containing 5 (gene ZMYM5). The coding region runs from base 473 to 2476 and encodes 667 amino acids. NCBI's taxonomy places the organism in Eukaryota, Metazoa, Chordata, Mammalia, Primates, Lemuridae. The transcript is spliced from 8 exons. The record is from RefSeq and is a predicted model, not a curated record. Gene Ontology annotation, molecular function: zinc ion binding.